AUGUCCACCGCCACUUCAUCCACCGGAGGAGAAUCUAGAGGUGGCGGUGGUGGCUCUCCCAGCCAGAAUGCAGCGUCACUUGGUUUGGAUGAAUUCAAGCAGCGCAUAAAGCUGGGUCCGAGUUUGGUAGAGUUCGUGCAGGCCUCGGGUCAGCCGUUGCCGCCCGCCGGGAUGUGUUCACCUUCGUUAAAACGC
Dibothriocephalus latus is the source of this 195-nucleotide messenger RNA. Lineage: Eukaryota; Metazoa; Platyhelminthes; Cestoda; Diphyllobothriidea; Diphyllobothriidae. The record is from the annotation of a GenBank genome assembly.